Messenger RNA from Cajanus cajan (pigeon pea), 2586 nucleotides. Its product is annotated as patellin-6. Lineage: Eukaryota; Viridiplantae; Streptophyta; Magnoliopsida; Fabales; Fabaceae. The record is from RefSeq and is a predicted model, not a curated record. Gene Ontology annotation, molecular function: lipid binding.
CGCCACGAAACAGCGCGUGUCCCCACUCUCUGUCACGACCCCUGUCUCCAUUCACUCCCUCAACACCACAUUCAAAUUCGUUUCUUCCUCAAUCCCACUUUCAUCUCCCACACUCCUUCAAAGUUCAAACACAACACAACAACUCAAACACUCUCUAAAAUCUCGCUUGUUCUUGUCCCCACUCCUUCAUUUUCUCGUCACUUCCCUCCCUCUUCCCCCUUUUUUCUCUAACCAUCCCUUACACACACAGAGAGAAAGUUCAGUGCUUUAUCAUAUAAUCACCACCCCAUUAUCCUCUAACCCCUCAAACCACCUUGCAUUCCCUCUUUCAUGCACUAAAUUCAUCUGGGUCACUCUCAAAACCCCUCCUUUGAUGAUGGACGCCACUUCCUCCCCAAUGUCCCUCCAAACCCAAAAGGCAACCUUCCAGGACCUUCCAGAAGCUUCCCCAAAGCCCUACAAGAAGGGCUUUGUGGCCACCUUAAUGGGAGCCUCCACCCCUUCCUUCAAGGAAGACAACUACUUUGUGUCCCUCCUAAGGUCCUCAGAGAAAAAGGCCCUUCAGGAGCUCAAGGACAAGCUCAAAGCUUCCUUUGAUGGCUCUCCCUCCGAUGCCUCCAUGUGGGGCAUUCCCCUCCUUGGAGGUGAUGACAAAGCUGAUGUCAUCCUCCUCAAGUUUCUCAGAGCAAGGGACUUCAGGGUUGGUGAUGCCCUCCACAUGCUCCUCAAGUGCCUUGCUUGGAGGAAGGAGUUUGGUGCUGACACCAUCUUGGAGGAGGAGCUGGGGUUCAAGGAGCUUGAAGGGGUCAUAGCCUAUAUGCAAGGGUAUGACAAGGAGGGCCACCCUGUGUGCUACAAUGCCUACGGUGUGUUCAAGGACAAGGAGAUGUAUGAUAGGGUCUUUGGGGAUGAGGAGAAGCUCAAGAAGUUCCUCAGGUGGAGGGUUCAGGUUCUUGAGAGAGGCAUCAAGGUUCUCCAUUUCAAGCCUGGUGGGGUCAAUUCCCUCAUUCAGGUCACAGACCUUAAGGACAUGCCCAAGAGAGAGCUCAGGGUGGCCUCCAACCAGAUCCUCUCCUUGUUCCAAGAUAACUAUCCAGAAAUGGUGGCUCGCAAGAUUUUCAUCAACGUGCCAUGGUACUUCAGCAUGUUGUAUUCAAUGUUCAGUCCGUUUUUGACUCAAAGAACCAAGAGCAAGUUUGUGAUCUCCAAGGAAGGAAAUGCUGCCGAGACACUGUACAAAUUUAUUAGGCCUGAGGACAUUCCUGUUCAGUAUGGAGGACUGAAUCGACCCAGUGAUUUGCAGAAUGGUCCCCCAAAACCUGCAUCUGAGUUCACAAUCAAAGGAGGGGAGAAAGUGAACAUUCAAAUAGAAGGGAUUGAGGCUGGUGCAACUAUCACAUGGGACAUUGUGGUGGGAGGGUGGGACUUGGAAUACAGUGCUGAGUUUGUGCCAAAUGCUGAAGGAAGCUACACCAUAGCAGUUGAAAAGCCAAGGAAGAUGGGGGCAUCAGAAGAAGCAAUCCACAACUCAUUCACAUCAAAAGAAUCUGGAAAAAUGGUACUCUCAGUCGAUAACACUGCCUCAAGGAGGAAAAAGGUUGCUGCAUAUCGCUAUGUUGUCCGCAAAAGCAGCACCAUUUGAGAUGGCCAUUAACUAGUUUCUAUGACUUUUAUUAAAUAUUUUGCUUGUCACGUUUCUUUUUCAACCUUUUCUUGGUUAAUUUUUAGAGGGUCUCAUUUAUGCUUCUGAACUCGUUAAAGCCUGUUCACACAGGUAGUAUUAAUUUAACUAGUAGUGGUACUAAUGUGAUAUGUAAAAAGGAGAAAAAUGGUGGUAGUAUAUGGCUUGGUAUAGAAGGAAAGCAAUUAAGUUUGCUCAUAUAGCAUACCAAAUUACUGUUUGCAUUGCAAGUGUGAGUGUGUGUGUGACCAUUGAUUGUAUUGUCCUUUGUGACACGUGGUUGUGACAUUGUGUACAUAUGUUGCAAUCUAGGGGCAUCCCUUUGUGAAGGCGCAAUCUAUGGUUUAUGAUUUGAGGUUUCUAUUUUUGUGAGGGGUGUGAUUGGUUGAAGGAAAGUGCUUGAGAUGUGUGCAGGCAAAUGAAAGGGAAAAUUGUGGGGGUGGAUAUUGACAAGACUAAGGAUUGUAAGAAGGGGUUUGGUAACUUUGUAUAUAUAGAUUUGAUAAUCAAUGUAAGGAGCAAGAGAGAGUGAAGAGAGUUUCAAAGAGAGAAGAGGGAAGAAGAGUUCACGGGCAGUAACUGAUAACGUGUUGUGUGAGUUAAAAUUAGGUAAUGGAGCCACUUUCCUUGCUUUAUAAUUGUUUCAACAGUGAUGUCAAUUCUGGUUUGGUGAACCAUUUAACUUUCGGUUUUAAAUUGUGAGUCUCUUUCUACCCUUUUAGCAUUUAUUCAUGUAUAUUGGUUUUGAAUUCUGAGGGUGAGGAAUGAGGAUGUUAUUAGUUGCCAAUGUGUUGGUAUUUGGUAUUUUGUCCUUUUCUCCCUUAAAGAGGUGUAAGUGUGGGCUUUGCUUGCUACGGAUGGAUUGGGUUGGUAAAAAAGUGUUAUAGUUUUAUUUUUAUGGAUUA